Ostreococcus tauri is the source of this 1143-nucleotide messenger RNA. Its product is annotated as Glyceraldehyde 3-phosphate dehydrogenase, NAD(P) binding domain. The record is from RefSeq and is a predicted model, not a curated record. NCBI's taxonomy places the organism in Eukaryota, Viridiplantae, Chlorophyta, Mamiellophyceae, Mamiellales, Bathycoccaceae. Gene Ontology annotation, molecular function: glyceraldehyde-3-phosphate dehydrogenase (NAD+) (phosphorylating) activity; NAD binding; NADP binding. The transcript has 2 exons. The coding region runs from base 1 to 1143 and encodes 380 amino acids. Gene Ontology annotation, biological process: glucose metabolic process. Gene Ontology annotation, cellular component: chloroplast.
AUGUCUUUCACUGGCCUCACCUCCACGGCUCUCCCGACCAAGGCGGAGCAAACCUUCGCGGGCCGCGUCCAGCGCCAAACCGCCACCAAGGCGACGGGCUCCAAGACGGUUGCCGCCAUGAAGGGCAAGACCAUCAAGGUCGCCAUCAACGGCUUCGGCCGCAUUGGCCGCAACUUCUUGCGAUGCUGGCACGGUCGCGCCAACACGAUGCUCGAUAUCGUGGCGAUCAACGACUCUGGCGGAGUCAAGCAAGCCUCCCACUUGGUCAAGUACGACUCCGUCCUCGGCACCUUCGAGGCUGACGUGAAGAUUGUCGACGACACGCACAUCUCCAUCGACGGCAAGAAGAUCGAGAUUGUGUCCUCCCGUGACCCGCUCCAACUCCCGUGGAAGGCUCUCGGCGUCGACCUCGUCAUCGAAGGUACCGGUGUCUUCAUCGACACCCCGGGCGCGAGCAAGCACAUCACCGCCGGCGCCUCCAAGGUUCUGAUCACCGCUCCGGCCAAGGGCGACGACAUCCCGACCUACGUGCUCGGUGUCAACGCUGACGGUUACAAGCACAGCGAUAAGAUCAUCUCCAACGCCUCGUGCACGACCAACGGCCUCGCGCCGUUUGUGAAGGUGAUUGACGAGAAGUUUGGCCUCGUCAAGGGCUUGAUGACCACCACCCACUCCUACACUGGUGACCAGCGCAUCCUCGAUGCGUCCCACCGUGACUUGCGCCGUGCUCGCGCCGCGUGCUUGAACAUCGUGCCGACCUCCACCGGUGCCGCCAAGGCUGUCGCGCUCGUGUUGCCGCAACUCAAGGGCAAGCUCAACGGUAUCGCGCUCCGCGUGCCGACGCCGAACGUGUCCGUUGUCGAUCUCGUCGUGCAAACUUCCAAGAAGUGCACCGCCGACGAAGUCAACGCCGCGUUCCGUGAAGCCGCCAACGGCCCGCUCAAGGGCAUCCUCGCCGUCGCUGACGAGCCGCUCGUGUCCUGCGACUUCCGUUGCACCGACGUCUCGUGCACCAUCGACGCUGCGCUCACGAUGGUCAUGGGUGACGACAUGUUGAAGGUUGUCUCGUGGUAUGACAACGAGUGGGGCUACAGCCAACGAGUUGUGGACUUGGCGGAGCUCUGCGCGGCGAACUGGGAAUAA